Messenger RNA from Micromonas pusilla CCMP1545, 219 nucleotides. RefSeq lists its product as uncharacterized. NCBI's taxonomy places the organism in Eukaryota, Viridiplantae, Chlorophyta, Mamiellophyceae, Mamiellales, Mamiellaceae. The transcript has a single exon. Gene Ontology annotation, molecular function: protein binding. The record is from RefSeq and is a predicted model, not a curated record. The coding region runs from base 1 to 219 and encodes 72 amino acids.
AUGAAACUCUCGCCCCUCGCGCAUCAAACGUCCGCGCACGCGGACGCGGUGUGGUCCGUCGCGUGGUGUCCCACAGGCGACGACGACGGCGGCGAUCUGCUCCUCACCGGGUCCGUGGACGAGUCGGUGAAAUCAUGGCGCGCGACCGCGGAGGGGCUCGAGAUGGUGCACGACUACCAAGGUGAGACUGCUUCCCAUACGACCCCGUCCGCGUGGUGA